Molecule: messenger RNA, 2768 nt
Organism: Patella vulgata (common limpet)
Lineage: Eukaryota; Metazoa; Mollusca; Gastropoda; Patellidae
Product: tryptophan 2,3-dioxygenase
Exons: 13
Coding region: 112-1140 (342 amino acids)
Molecular function (GO): heme binding; metal ion binding; L-tryptophan 2,3-dioxygenase activity
Source: RefSeq, a predicted model, not a curated record
ACGCCAUUCUCCGUGAAACGCCAAUUAAGGGUAUAUAUUGUUCGUUACCUUACAGUGCGUCUUAGUAACCAUACCUGUGCUUCAAUACAUAGGACCGUAAGACACCUCAACAUGUCUGAUAAGGAAAUUAAUUAUGCUAGUUAUCUAAAGUUAGGUGAGGGCUAUGUGGGGCCUAAGGUGACUGGAUUAUUAGAUUGUGUUGGACAACUAUCAUCAGAACCAGAAGAACACCUGUUUAUUACCGUGCACCAUGGAUUCGAAAUUUGGUUCAAACAGAUUCUAUUUGAUUUUGGUCGGAUCAAGAAAAAUUUUGAACUGUCUAUAAAUAAUCCAGGUAGUGUUAUGGAAAAGAAAGCUUUAGGUGAAAUGCCAACACUUAUAAUGAGAUGUCGCGAUCUGUUAAGGAUGCUGUUGGGCAACUUUCAAAUUAUGGAGUCAAUGGGUCAACUGGCUUUUAUGAACUUCCGUGGUAAGUUGACCGGCGGUUCUGGAUUCCAGAGUCUCCAAUUCCGAUUGAUUGAAAAUAUUUUUGGUUUGAAGGAGGAAAACCGAAAGGGCCAAACACAGUUUAAUUAUAAAGAAAAGAUGAAACCUGAACAGAUUGAAAGAGUCAACGAAGCCUUCCGGGAACAAAAUAUAUUUGAACUGACCCAGACGUGGCUUGCCAGUAUACUUGAAAAGUUUGGAAAACAGAAAUUUAUCAACAGUUAUCAAAAAAGUGUCAGUGAUAUGCAGAAAGCUGGCAGUAAUACGGAACACCUUCGAUGUGUUUAUGACGAGAAUCUGUUUAAUGAAUUACGUAAGAGAGACGGCAAAAAUCCUCAUACUUUCAGGAAUUAUUUUACAUAUGAUGGUUUUCUUGGUGCUUUACUGGUUCACCAACUCCAGGCCGAACCAGAAUAUCAAAUACCAUAUCAGAUUAUAACUCUUAUACUAGAUGUUGAUGAGGCCAUUAUGACGUGGCGAGGACGCCAUGUUAAUAUGGUUCACAGAAUGAUUGGAAGUAAACCUGGUACUGGUGGAACGUCUGGAUAUGAUUAUCUCUCGUCUACAGUUAGUGACCAAUACAAGGUAUUCUGGGAUCUGUUUACCAUGUCAACCUACGUCAUACCUUCGGUCGACUUCAAAAUCACAAAAUAGACUCGUUAUCAACUUUAAAAACAUAUCUUUUAUGUUAACUUAUAUUUUAAUUAUAUUUAACACUUAUAAUCUUCAAUAUAUAAUUAUUAGACGGGUGUGUAUGAAACGUGUUAAAAAAGAGCAAGGAUGCAACAAGUGGGUCGAUUUGUUUACAUUUCAACUCAAUGGAAGGUUCAUCUGCACAUUAAUAUGUUUGCCUACUUUAGUGGAUAUUUAUUUUGUUUAAAGUCAAAGAUGCAUUAUGUAAGAUUUAGAUGAAGAAUUGGCCGUUCUUGCUGUACUAGUUCAAAAAUAGAUUAUGAAAAAUGAUUAUAUUGAAAAUUCAUUCAAAUUACAUUAUUCUGAGCGGAGUUAUGAAUGUUUUAACAUUUGAGAGAUAUAGCGUAGAUUGUUCAUUAUCGUAGCAACGGUACUUAACAAUCGAGUCUAAGUCUCAAACUCUCGAUUAUUCAUUUUAUCGAUAAAUUUUUAAACCUUGCAUGUGUACUAAACCAACUGAAUCUAGGUCAUCCGAUGAUCUAGAGAGUUGAUUAUGUGAAUAGAUGUCUAAAUAAUAGUUUCUAUAACAUUUUAAGCUAAUGCAAUGGACAGAUUUAGCUCUAACAUAAUGCAUCUUUAAUAUUAUAACUAGAUAUUUAUUUGUUUAUAAAUCCAGUUUAUUGUUUUAUAAUGUUGGUUGUGUAAUUAAACUUGAAACUUGUUUUAUUUUAAAGUCUAUCAAACUUCUAAUUAGGGGUUAGGGUGAGGGUAAGGGUUAGUACUCCCCCAAAUACUCAUUUAUAUAAACGGCCAUUGUGGACGUCGGAAAUCGUUGAACCUCCCGGCCCAACCGGCCUAAAAUUAGCAUCUCCUAAACACCACUGCCUGGACAAAAUUUCCCUCCAUGACACUGCAUACAUGACUGUAUAUUAGUCCCAAAAUAAUCGAUAUGUACUUUGUUGACGGGACGUUGAACUCCAUUGCCUUUCCUUUCCUAUGACCUGCUUGAUUAUCUCGGUCGGUGAAGAACACUAGAACGUUAAACUUGCGACAUUUCCUGUCCUAGGCAAGUAUCUUAUAAUGAGAAAUUGAGAAUGUAAAUGUUUGUAUCUAAGAGCUGAUAUUAGUUAGUCCUGAUGCACCAUUAUAUAAGCCCUAUAUAAAUCACUUGCAAACUACAAUAUUGUGAAAGAUAAAACUCUAAUAGGAAUAUCAAUCCAAACAUGGUUUUUAUACUAUACAUGUAGUAUCUAUUUAGUUCUAUGUAUUUAAGUAUUCUAAUAUUAUACUUACAUGUAUGUAUUUUCUUUGGUUGUAUAGUAUUAAGUAUUCUAAUAUUAUACGUAUUUAUUUAUUUGGCUAUUUUGAUUCUUUUUUAUUUUGUAUUUUCUAUUUAUUUCACUUUUUUAUUUGUUAUAAUUAUUAUAUUAAAUUUUCGCGGGAUAAAUUAGAUAAUUAGAUGCAAAUGACAAACGGCGGCUUUAAUAUAUGAUUUUUGUCUAACCUUUUUGCUAUAGAUAUUUUUUUUGCCUGUAAUAUAAAGAAAUAAAAAUAAAGCUGCACGUUUUGUUUUCAAAAAUAGAUGUACAAUCCAGAAAAUUUCCAGAUAGAAUUAUUUAUGGAAUCUUUAGAAUAAAAGUUGAAAUGAA